Molecule: messenger RNA, 177 nt
Organism: Funneliformis mosseae
Lineage: Eukaryota; Fungi; Glomeromycota; Glomeromycetes; Glomerales; Glomeraceae
Source: the annotation of a GenBank genome assembly
AUGAAAAAGAAACUUGAAGAAUCAAUAAGUUAUAUUCGUUCAUUACCCCCAGAUAAAAUUUUAUUAAAAGUCCUCAAUACCCUCGCUGACAGAGCGGAAAAGGCUCUUAAUGCCUGGAAAAACUAUGAAAGAAAAAUCGUCUAUUUCUCGCAAAUACAAAAUUCUUGGGUGUUAUGA